Molecule: messenger RNA, 2796 nt
Organism: Danaus chrysippus (African queen)
Lineage: Eukaryota; Metazoa; Arthropoda; Insecta; Lepidoptera; Nymphalidae
Source: the annotation of a GenBank genome assembly
AUGAUGAAGGAAGGAAGACGCCAUCUUCAGUUUUAUGAAUAUUCACCAAUCAUCUAUCGCUGUUGGAACUUCGCUGGCAGUGAACGGAACGAACUGUCGCUGUAUAGAUCGCUUGGAGCGCUCGCUGGCCGUCUGGCUGGAAAUAGUGAACGAAAGGCCUUAGAUCGUGCGAGGUUGGCGCGCGAACGGCGAGAGGCCGAGCAACGGAAACGCCUCGACGAGCUGAGAGCUCAUGCUGCUGCAGCACAGGCGCAGAGGGAGAAGAGGGAUGAGGACCGGAGGAGGAGGAUGGCUGAGGCUCGCUCCAAGGACGAGGAUAGGAGGACCCAGGUCGAGGAGCGUAAGCGCGCGAUAUGGGAGGCUUCAGUAUCAAGGCGUGAGGCUCUUCUCCAACGAGAGCGUGAUCGUUCUGAGCGUCUUGAGCGCGCGAGGGCCGCUCGGUCAUCUCCAAGGCCAGCAUUCGCCUUCGGAUCUUCAACACCCAGGCUUUUAGAGCCUGUGGACUCUGCUGGCUUCUUCUGGGCAGCGCGCAGGGCGGCAUCAACGAAUAAUGUGAUGUUUGCAUCUGCGCCGCUAACACGUCGUGCGUCCGCUCUUCAGCUAGACACAUCUGAUACUGACAAUAAAGACGAGCCGGUGUCCCCCCAGCCGCUGUGGUCGUCGGUAGCCCGCCGCCGGACCGACCUGGUGCCCACUCUCCCCGCACGUCCAGGUAGAGCAUACUCCAUGACGCGCCUCGACAGGAUCACCCCGGCCUCCCCGGCCUCGCCCGCCUCGCCGGCAGCGAGGCACAGCCGCAGCCAGACCCGGUCAGGGGACACGACCCCGUCCCGCCCCGGCAGCUCGCUGUCCUCGGCGGGCCCGGUGCUGAGGCGAGCGUCCUCCGCCCCCCGCAAGCCGCGCCCCGCAUCGAUAGCCGGUACGGGUGUUAACACGCCACGAGGAGCGGACACGGGCGUCAACAGUGCGUCCACGACCCCGUCUGUGUCCCGGGACGCCACAGUAGUGUCCCGCCCCGCCGCGCCACGCAGGCCACGGCCGCUGUCACUACACGCGCCCGUCAAGAACGUUCCAUCCACCCCGACAGCUCCGGGCGAGGGCAAGCCGCCGCUACAUAGAAAGCCAAAGCCAUCCAAAGAACAUGAAAAGAAUCGCAAGUCCAUGUCGAUAUCACCGGGGCGAGGCUUGUCUCCGUCCAAGGAGCCAGCGGACAAGGAUAUUAUGACGAAGAGCGUGGGCGGUGAUAAGAGUGUGGUGAACGCGUUGGAGGUGACGCAGAAACUGGAGGCCUUGAGGAUUGAUUCACAGCAAACAAGCGACAACAAAAUCAUAGAAAAUAAGCAUGUAACGAAUAACGAACAAUAUAUUGAACAGAAAGAAAAGAUGGACGUACAUAAGCCGGAGAAGAUGACAGAAGAUAAAGAAGAGAAAAAGGAAAAGAAGGAGGAGAGAGAAGAGAAGAAGGAAAAGAAGGAGCCGUCACAGGAAAAGACUGAGGACAAUGAAAUGACUGCUUCCAUGAUAUCUCGUCGCAUCACUACGGAGGAGGAGGCGAAGGCGGCCCUAGCUGAGAGACGACGGCGGGCCCGCGAAGAACUGGAGAGGCAGGCCGAGCUUGAACGACAGAGAUUGCAGCGCGAGGCCGAGGAGGAGGCGGAGAGACAGAGACAGGAGGAGGAGAGGCAGAGGAGGGAGGAGGAGGAGGCGAGGGAGCUGGCCGCGCUGCAGAGAGCUAUGGAGGGAGAGAAACUGAGGAAGGCUAUAGAGGCGCAGCAGCAGUUAGAACGCGAGGAGCAGCAGAGGAGGAUAAGGGAGGAGGAGGAAAAGGCUGCCCGAGCGAGGGAGGAGGAGGAGAGGAGGAGGGCGGCCGAGGAGGCGGAGAGGAGUCGCCUGUUGGAGGCCGAGAGGGACGAGAGGGAGAGGCUGGCUCGGAAACAGAGAGUGGAGGCUAUCAUGGCGCGGACUAGACUCAAGAAGCAAGCAGAGGAAGAUAAGAAGCAGCAAGAAUUGAAACUGCAACAAAACCAACAGACUAAUGGUGUGUCGAACAACACUAGUACACAGGAAAAAGUUAACACAAGUGUAACACAAGACGAUGUUAACACAAGUGUAACGAAGGAGAGCAUUAACACAAGUGUUACACAGGAGAAUGUUAACUCGAGUGUAACACAGGAAAAUGUUAACAAAAGUAUAACACAAGAGAAUGUUAACACAAGUAUAACACAAGAGAAAGUUAACACAAGUAUAACACAGGAGAAUGUUAACAUAAGUGUGACGCAAGAAAGUGUAUCAAGUGUGAAUGAAAGUCAAGAAAUGAAAGUGAUACCAAAUGAAAGUGUAACGAGUGCAAUUAUACCAAAUAAAGAUGGAAGCGAAAAAUCAAGAGAUGAAAUGGGUAUGGGUAGUGUUAAUGUAGGAAACAUUGAGAAAAAUAAUACGAGUGAGGAAAGUGGGGGAAGUUUUGCCAACAAUGACAGCAGUAAUGGAAACUUGGAGCGGGGAGAGAUUUUGAGUGUUGGUAGUCAUAACGUGUGUCCGUCCGUAGCUCCGACCAACAACGGGAACGUGGCUGACCUGCUCGGCUUGUCCACGGAAAUAGAAACGGUGGACAAACCGGAGGAGCAGACACCGACGAAGACAAUCGACAACACGCCGACACUGGACACCAACAACGGUAACACGAGCGUCGGCCAAAUGUCGGCAACUUUCAUACAGACGGAGAGAAUGGCCGACGACUACACCACGCACAACGGACACGGACACAACCACCCGCUGACACUGCAGAACGCGAUCUAA